CGCAUGACCAAGACGUGUGGGAUUUACCGUUAUAUACGGUAAUCACAUACCAGUCCAAGAGCUCUCGUAUAUGGAAGACUAGUUUUACGUCCCGUGCGAAAAUAUCAUAUAAAGUCAUGAAUGUUUCGCGAUUAAUAGUGGUAUGUGUGUUUAUUCUUGUCGCCUUCUGUCGUGCAUCUCUUGUUCAAGGCGUUGCUAGCUGUAAUGAGUGCUGCCAACAAGGAAAUUAUAAAGAUAUUAGUGAUUCUCGACGCAGUACACAAAGUGUGUGGGAGCCAGGUCAAACCCCACUAUGUGAUCACACUCUGGAAAAGGGAUGGUAUCGCUUUACUAGCUUUGUUGGAGGAAAAAUGCCGACUUCCAUGGUGACGCAAAACCGCUGCGGUACUAAAGCUCCGAUCUGGUUGAAUGGAGUGCAUCCUGCUCCUAAUGUGGUGAAAUUAGUUCAAGCCUGUGUUAACAUAUUUGACAGGAGAGGUGGUUGUUUUUACAGCUUUGGAGUAACUGUAAAGAAUUGUAAUGGGCAAUACUUCGUCUAUUAUCUCCAGCCAACAUAUUCUUGCUACAUUGCCUAUUGCGCCGGGAAUGGGAAGCCAUGCCCUUAUGGACAAACUGGGACGUCACUGAAUACAUGCUCAGCUACACCUGUGAAAUUCCCAGGUAACACAUACUUGGGAAGACCAAAUAUAAGUUAUGUCGACAUGGCUGAUCCUGACACAGACAGGGUUAAACUCUAUUGCGAAGUGCCUCUUCUAAAGGGAAUUGAACUUUGGAAGAAUGUGACAUACCGUAUCCAAUGGUAUUCGGAAGGAAAGUUAAUAGAAGCUGCAGCGCCAUUCUGCCUUCCAAGGAGUGGUCAGUUGGAAAAUGAUGAGUCUUGUCCAGGUUCAGGUCGGAAGGAAAUCCGUUCUCAAUUAAGCAACUUUGAACCAGGCCAGAGGAUAUCUUGCAAUGUUUCUGCGAGGUUUACUAAUGUAAAUCCCAGUAGCUGGUCAGAUCCAAUGCACAUCACGCAACCAUUUUUCGCUGGUAUACAGGUCUAUCCCACUACCCUCAUCAUAAAGGAAUGUGACACCCCUAAGACUAUCACACUCACUCCAACAAUACCAGUGCGCAAAAAUUCCAAGGGCUUCUACCUCUUUGUGAAGUUCUUCCUUCCUCCUGGCCUAUGGAUCAUGGGUGAAAAAAACUGUCAUAUAGAAAUGAAAGAAACCAAUUCUGUUGCAGUACAGAUCGGGGCUACUUGUAAUACCCUCCGUGGCAGUAAAAAGCUGAAUGUUAUCACUCCUAGGUUUACCAACCAUAACGAUAGUGAUUUCUGGGGUUUCUUCGGCUUGCCAACAAUCUGGAUUACGGUACAACAGAAAGGCACUGAGAUGCGUAAAUGCAGAUCUGUUACCGAUCCUCACUAUCUCAUGAUGGAUCCAAGAGUGGGCUGGAGAGAUUUCAUGGGUCAUGGGGAUUUUACUUUGUACAGCAACACGGAAAAAAACUUUGAGGUGCAGACAAGACAGUGGGCCUGCAACAAUGCCAACAGUGUAACUUGUAACUGCGGAGUUAUAUUGCGAGAUCAUAAUGACCUCAUUAAGUUUAGCUGUUGCAACCCAAGUUUUACCAGAGAUGACUCCACGCCAAUAGAGGUUACCAUACCUCGGAGCAAAUGCCUAGCCCCAGGAAUAUCUUUAAAACAGCUUAUCAAGGGUUUUAACAGCAAGUACGAGGUUGUAUUUCCCACUGGAAUAAAGGUUGAGCUAGAGAGAAAUUAUUGGGGCAUAGAUGUCACUAUCUACGCUCCACUUGCGGAAAACCGAGCUAACGAGGACGGAUUAUGUAACUAUUCGACAACGAAUGGUGAUAUAAAUACAUUCGGAAACAGUCAAAGAAAAUUUCCAAGUUACUUCCAUAAACUUCCAGACACGAUCAACCAAAACAGUGAUGAAGUGACGUUUGAAAAGGCUUGUGCUUGCAGCGAAGAAAUAGACCAAGGAAGAACAGCUGAUUGUCAUGAUGGAAUACCUGUCUUUUUCCCGGGCCCCCCAACCAAACAGAGGCUUAAUAGAAUACUAAUGUGCAACAGGAAUGUUAAGAGAGACAUAACAAAUUCAGAUGACCUAACAGAGGAGGAUUUUGAGUUGUUCAGAAAACUUGAUUAUCCAGAACUUCAUAAGCGACAAAAACGAUCGAUAACUCAAAUUUCAAAGGAAAAUGCGACGCGAUAUUGCAAGGAAAAACUAGCAGAUACAACCGUGGGAAAGCUGUGUGCCAAGUUAGGAACAAAUAUACAAGCACUAGUUAAUGUUUGCUCGGCUGAUAUCGAGUACACUGGUGACAUUUCUUUUGCCAUCGGAGCUGUUUCCCUUUUAUUGAGUGAAUGCUACGACGAGGCAGUCCGAAACAUGACAUUUAACGCAACUGGCAUGGCUGAGGUGGAAAUGCCUACAAUAGUAAACGAGAUCGCGAACAUCAUGUGCCCUAAUGACUGUGCAUUUAAUGGAAAAUGUAUCAACGGAUCGUGUCUUUGUGAUGGAGGAUAUACAGCUGAUGAUUGUUCAAUAUCACUUUACCAAAAGCCUUCUAUAAAGCGUCUUCAAACCGAUGGUUUAUGUGAUAGGCGACAAAGAGCAUGUAAGAGGGCAACCGUUUUGGGGACUCAGUUUUUGAAUUCUACAAACCUGACCUGUCAUAUAAGUGAAUUUCAGAUUUGGAACAGUUCAUGGGUGCCAAAUGAUGCUGAGGUUAAAUAUCCAGCGAUGAUGACGGAUCUUGUUCUAGUGGAGUGCUUUUUACCAGAUUCACCAGUGAUGACUAGACAAUACGAUGAAAAUGUACAAGGAACACCGGCGGCUGGACUGAUGGUUUCUGUGUCAAACAAUGGCUUCUCUCAAAGCGACCAGAAACUUAAGUUCAUAUCCUAUGACUCUGUUUGUUUGGAGUGUAAUAUUUCAACAGGAUGCUUCCUGAAGAAUAAUUCUUGCCUAAUCAACAACUAUUGCUUCGCAUCUAAUGAGGCAAACCCAAAGGACUGGUGUAGGCAAUGCCUGCCUCAUAUUGAUCCAAGCUCUUGGAGUAAGCGACAAGUCAACCACCCACCCCAUUUCACACCUAAGACCGACUACUAUGCACUUUAUGGAGAGACGCUUGAGCUGCUAAUCGGAGUAUCGGAUCCUGAAGGUAUGCCAGUAACCAUCUCCAGUUUGGAAGGCACUCCCAAAGAAGCGAGGAUACAGAACAAUAUCUUAUUUUGGAACGUCACGACGAAUAAAACCACUCCAUUCUACUUUGAAGCCACCGACAGUUGUCAAGCUUCUUCUACAUUGAACAUCACUAUUACCAUCAAUGUCUGUCCAUGUAAAAACAAAGGUGUAUGUGUGCCUCAGAUGCCCAGAGGAAGUGGUGUUUAUACAUGUGACUGUGCCGGUGGAUAUGCGGGGCAGUAUUGCGAGACAGAGAUUGAUGAAUGUCGGUCUUAUCCCUGUUUACGAGGCCAGUGCAUCGAUGGAAUUAACAACUACUCCUGUAUCUGUGAUGAUGGGUUUGAUGGAAGAAAUUGCGAUAACGAUAUCAAUUAUUGCCAGUCAUCUCCUUGUAUUCACGGAAACUGUACCGAUCAGGUCUAUGGAUAUGAGUGCAGCUGUGUACCUGGCUAUUCUGGAAAACAAUGCAAUUUUAACAUUAAUGAAUGCCAGUCAUCGCCUUGCUUAAAUGGAACUUGUCUUGAUUUAGUGAACAAUUAUAGCUGCAUAUGUGCAGCUGGCUUUACAGGGCUUCAUUGUGAUACUCCUAUCACGCGCUGCAACAACAACUCUUGUUAUCCAGGCGCGCAAUGCACUGAGAAUGUCCUGACGAUAUCUUGUGGCUCAUGUCCAUCUGGUUACACUGGAGAUGGAAAAAAUUGUAAAGAUAUUGAUGACUGUCAUAAUCAUACCUGCCAAAAUGGUGCAUCAUGCGUUGAUGGCGUUAACGAUUACUCGUGUGCAUGCGUGCAAGGCUUCACUGGACGGAGUUGUGAAGCAAACAUUGAUGAUUGUGUAAAUCAUACAUGUGCUCAUGGUGGAACAUGUAUGGACGGUGUUAAUUCUUACUCGUGUAAAUGUGCGGCGGGAUUCAGUGGACACCAUUGUCAAAAUAAUAAAGAUGAUUGUCGACGUAACCAUACCUGCCAAAACGGUGCAUCCUGUGUUGAUGGUAUUAACGAUUACUCGUGCGCAUGCGUGCAAGGCUUCACAGGACAGAGUUGUGAAACAAACAUCAAUGAUUGUGUCAAGCAUACAUGUACUAAUGGUGGAACAUGUAAAGAUGGUGUUAACUCUUACUCGUGUAAAUGUGUGGCGGGAUUCAGUGGAAACCAUUGUCAAAAUAAUGUUGAUGACUGUCAUAAUCAUACCUGCCAAAAUGGUGCAUCAUGUGUUGACGGUGUCAAUGAUUACUUGUGUACAUGCGUGUUGGGCUUCACUGGACAGAGUUGUGAAACAAACAUCGAUGAAUGUGUCAACCACACCUGUGCCAAUGGUGCAUCCUGUAUAGAUGGCGCUAACAACUUCUCAUGCAAUUGCUUACCGGGGUAUACGGGAGAACGAUGUGAAAAUGCUGUUACCAUGCGUUCUUCUAGUGUGACGAGCGCAUUUGCAAGUACAAAAGCAGCACCUUCUGCUUCAGUUAAAAGAAGCGUAUUUGCCACAAAGCUCUUGAUCAAUUCAAACACCGAGUCAACUGCUGUACAGCAUAUAAGCGCCACAUCUACCUUUAAGUAUUUUACCGUGUCCUCCACAGUGGCUCAACACAUUUCCACAACCGUAUACCGAGAGAAAACAACAACAUCUAAGCCGACUGCAAGGGACUACGAAGAGGUGAUUUCGGUUGAAAUACGUAUCGAAAAAACAUGGAAUGAAGAUCUUAGGGAUGAAAGUAGUACAUCUUACAAAGAAUUAGCCUCUAUAAUUGAGGAUGAGAUACGUAAACAGUAUUCUGGAGUCAAAAACUUUAUUGGAGUACAAAUCGUAGCGUUCAGGCCUGGAAGUAUUGUUGCUGAAUUUAAGCUGCUGUUCAAGCAGAAAUUCUCUGAUGACACAGCAUUAGCUCCUUUGAAAAAGGCUGUUGGAAAUGGAAAACUUGGCCCUUUAGCAGUCGAUCCCAAAUACGUGAAAAUCGUGAAAGAAGAGGAGGAUCCAACGGAGGAUGCAAAAGGAGAGCUUCCCUAUCCACUCAUCAUUGGUGCUUCUUGUGGUGGGAUUUUUGUCAUCUUGCUUAUCAGCAUUUGUCUUGUCCGCCACUGCCAGCGUGAAAAGAGACUCGACCGCCGGCGCAUUUCAGACGGGAUGCCUUCUGAAGUUGCUUUCCCAAAUCAGGAGAAAUACGAGCUAAAAGACGCGCGUUCUAAGGAGGACAUAGUCAGCUUCGAAGAGCUAGGUCUCUGGAAAGAAGCUGGUGAUAACGAGAAGUUUCAUGGAGGAGCUCGUUACCAAGAAGUAGGCAUCGCCAAUAUGGCUACUGAUGACCAGGAUAUCGGAAAAUCAAGUGAUUCAGGCUACCAUCUGGAAACUGGAAUGGCACGCGACCCCGCUCGCUACCAGCAGAUUGGCAUCUUUAAGAAAGCUGGAAAAUAGUGAACUACACAAGAGGCUUAUUUCAAAACUCGCUUUUGUACGUUCAUUUUAAAACCGCCUUUAAAAGGCGGACAAGCCUUUUUUGUUCCUUUUUUUUAGCGUAGCGCUUGAAAUGACACGAGAACUAGCUUUAAUACGUAUUUGCUACCAUAUUUGGAGUGCAGUAUUAUCUGAUUUCUCAGUCAGUAAAGCUUUCCUCUUUAUAUAUCGCUUUUUUUCAGUUUUGUAGUUGAACAGCAAAAAAUAGUUGUGAGAGAAAAGGCCUGAAAAACGUAGUGAAAUCCAUUUUCCGAUUUAUAAUACCCCUAAUAUACAAGCGUGCACUUUUGUCCUAAAAAACAAACGCAGGUAUAAAAAUAAUUCCAUUUUAUCCUUUUAUCACUGCCAAAAUACACCAGUUCCUUUUCGACGGUUAGGGCAGAGCACCUUCACUUAUCGCUUAGUAGGUGUUCAUCAUGCUGAAGAUAGCUUUUUUUUCAUUUUUUAUGCUGGAGAAAUGGGCUAGAAAUUGAAUAACUGCUUCGAGCAUAGAUAAGUCGGAGAGGCUGAGUUAUAUAACAAGGUCAGAGUUCCGUACUCUACAGCCAGUAAUUAUUAGGCAAACCAUAUCGAACGCUUUGCAUCUGCUAUUGUAUAACUUUUUACAGUCAUCAAACCUUCGCGUUUUGAAGACUGAUAUUUUGCUGAAUAA
Stylophora pistillata is the source of this 6294-nucleotide messenger RNA. Its product is annotated as von Willebrand factor D and EGF domain-containing protein. Gene Ontology annotation, molecular function: calcium ion binding. Lineage: Eukaryota; Metazoa; Cnidaria; Anthozoa; Scleractinia; Pocilloporidae. The record is from RefSeq and is a predicted model, not a curated record.